This is a messenger RNA of Peronospora belbahrii, 2064 nucleotides long. The record is from the annotation of a GenBank genome assembly. Lineage: Eukaryota; Oomycota; Peronosporomycetes; Peronosporales; Peronosporaceae.
AUGGAGCUACCAGAAUGUUUGCACCGCGGUGAGGUGUGGCAAUUUAGUGCCCAAUACGACGGCUGGUUGAGCGUGAAGCUACUGUUGUACAGCCAUGCACUUGUGGUGGAUCCGGAUGCAGAUACAUCUGACAUUCGUCGUCGCAAACGUCAUGGUUCUGUGAAUCUCUGGAUGGAUUUGUGUCUAGUGCAAGACAUUAUUCACGUCGAAAAAGGAGAGGGCGUUAUACAUCGUCGUGCUAGCUACAAUCAUAGUCAAUUAACUUCCAAGAGACGUCCAAAGUUUCAAUUCACGCUAUCAACGAAGCAACAAUUGACUCUUGAGUUUGCUACGUCCACAAUGGAACAAAGAGACGAGUGGGUGCACUGUCUAUUAUUGGCUACAGAGCUACUGCACAAGCGUAUAAUGCACGAGCCCAAGAGUGAUCAAAGUGCAUUCCUUAGGUUUGCAUCCAGUGGGUCAGAAGACACUGAUGAGGAAGAGGAGCACCGGUUAUCGAAUUUAUCUACGUCUUGGUCGGAAGAAAGCACGCGACGGCCGGUCCAGUUCUUAUCGCAACCCGACCUAUCUAGGGCUGUGCAGUCGAGUGUAAAGCAGGCAGAGAGCGCGUGGAGUCCGUUGUCGUUUGCGAUUCUUAACAUCACCUUGACAGAUGAUCAUAGAGACAGCGUGUCAACUAUUGUUUCGGUUAGUGCGGCCUCGCAAGAGAGUGUGAGCAUUUACCAGAUAAAGCUGGAUGCGAUCAGGCAGAUGCAAGCUGAGGUACACCGGUCUACCAAAUCUGAACGCGGGCGUCUGCAGAGUCUAUUAUGGUGUGAAGCAGACAGUUUUGUAUUGUACCUUGAAUCAGAAAAUCAGUGGCUCAGUGAAGAACAGCAAUCUAUUGGCCGCUACAUCCUUGACUGCGAAACUUGCGACAUACAUCUCAUACUGGCACCAGUGGACAGAAUGCCGCAACCCACAAUUGAUCUGGCAGUCGUUGGGACGAAGACGAAGAUCAGCGAUCUGUCGCAGCGCCCGUACACUUGUUACGUAAUUGACAUCAUCUUCAACGGCACGAAGUGGCAAAUCACGCGACGCUAUAAGGAUUUUGAUGUCCUACAGAGCCAUCUGAGGCGCAAGUAUCGUGAUGCCAAGCUACCUGGAUUACCUUCGAAGCACGUGUUCACUCCAGUAAAUGGCGAGUUUAUCAACUAUCGCAAGGAACAGCUUGAAGCUUUCUUGAAGCAAUUGUUGUUGUAUCCUAUUGCCAGCACCGAUGUGCUCCUAAUGUCAUUUUUGGGCGUUGUGUCUGUCGCGAGCGAUCCAGAACUCGGCCUUAGUGGAAAGAGUGUGAUACAUGUCACAUCACUACAUGAUACUGUUUCUUGCGGUGACAUCAUUCUGUUCUCAUGUCGAUUUGGAGCUAGUCGAUUACAACGCAAGUUUACAGGCUCGAAGUAUGAUCACAUCGGCAUCGUAGUACCAGGUGAGUCAAAAUUUAUUUUGCGGAUAAUGGAGGCAACCUCUGUAGGUAUAAAUGUGUACCCGCUGAAAGCACGACUUAUAGCCUACGCCCGCGAAGUGUCAAACACAAUUGUUUUGCGGAACAUUAAGACUGAAAGAACUCCGGAGCUCGUUGAGUUACUGGAAAAAUUUGUCCGCCGUGUUGAGGGCAAUCCCUACAGCAUUUUAGGGAUAUUUCGUUCCGCCAGUGAAUCGGAUCAGAGCAUGUUACACAAUGUACAUGUUGGAAGUGUCGGCUACAAUGACGCUGAGAAUAUUGACUCUAGUUCCAGUAGUAGCGUUUGCUCGAUUCCAUCAUCUUUUAUGAGAGACGAGGUUAUUUUCACCAAGUGUGAGGAUGCGAAACGCAAAUAUUUUUGUUCCAGCCUGGUAGCAUCGGCGUGGAAGGAGUUGGGAUGGUUGCAGACAAAACGCAAAUCGACCUCGUUUUGGCCGGGAAGUUUUGAGGAUGGAGGAGAGGUUGAAGGAGCGUUAGCGCCUGGUAUUGUGCUAGAAUCGGAGGCUGUAAUCGACUGUCGAAUUGUCGAAGUUGGAAUGCUUACCAUGAUGACUGGAUGA